Branchiostoma belcheri (Belcher's lancelet) is the source of this 1890-nucleotide messenger RNA. RefSeq names its product FSD1-like protein. Gene Ontology annotation, molecular function: protein binding. The record is from RefSeq and is a predicted model, not a curated record. NCBI's taxonomy places the organism in Eukaryota, Metazoa, Chordata, Leptocardii, Amphioxiformes, Branchiostomatidae. The transcript is spliced from 13 exons. The coding region runs from base 144 to 1655 and encodes 503 amino acids.
GACGUCAUCAAAUAUGGUGGAAAUAGUCUGCUGAAAUAUUAGCUUCGGAGGAAAAUAAUCCGUUUAUCCUUAAAAUUGGCGCAAAAACUUGGAACUUGGAAGUUUGGAGAUUCCAGACGAUUUGUGCAGGUGGUAGGCAGAACAUGGAGGCCCAAAAGGAAGCCUUGAGUAGGAUUGUCACCACCUUGGCUGCCAAGAGUGAGGAGAUCCAGAGCUUUGUGGAGAUUCUGGAAGAAAUUGCUGAGAAAGUAGAGGAAAAUGGUGCCCAGGCAAAGGCAGACCUUCAGGAGGAGUUUGACCAGCUGUACGCGGUGAUGAAUGAGAUGAGAGACACCAUGACAGCCAGGAUAGAGGACGAACAGCACAGCAAGAUGAUGGCUGUAGAGACUGACAUGCAGGCCUGUCAGAUGGCGCUGGAUAACUCCACCCAACUGAUGGACAUGGCAGCCGACGCCUUACAGGAGACUGACCCAGAUGCCUUCAGUCAGGCCGCAAAACGCAUCAAGGAUAGAGUGACCAUGUCCCCUGCCUUCCGUCUGACCUUGAAACCCAAGGUCACAGACAACAUGUCCCACCUGGUCGCAGACUUCACAGAGGAGAGGGAAGCUCUGAGAAAACUAGACUUUCUGCCUGCUCCUGCCACUCCUGAGAUUGAUACAGAAGCCUGUCGGGUGGAAGACAACACAGUAACAGUCGUCUGGAGAGUUCCUGAGGGGAGCAGGGUCGACCACUUCUUACUGGAGUACAGACAGACAGACACAGCUGCCAUGGGUGGGAGGGCAAAGGUGGAAAAUGGCUGGCAACUAAUAGAAGACAUAGAAGAGCCUUUCUACACGAUUCUGGGUCUGGCGUUUAACCAGAAGUUCAUCCAACUCCGAGCGAGGGCCUGUAACAAGGCUGUGGCUGGAGACUACAGUGAGGUGGUCACAUUAGAGACAAAAGCCUUGAACUUCAAACUUGACCAGACGUCCUGCCACGCUAACCUCAAGGUCACAGAAGACGGGUCCUCUGUGGAGUGGGACGCCAUGGGGGGCAAAGGUCAACUUCAGGAAACCAAGGGCAGAGGCAGUAGACCGGGGUCUCCAGCCAAGACCAUGCGGCCGGCCUCUCCUGCCAAGUCACCUGCGAAGCGGCCUGCCUCGGCUAGCAAGAGGGGAGACCGCUUCACGGGCGAGUCUUACACAGUACUGGCUGAUGUGACGUUAGACGAGGGACAGCAUUACUGGGAGGUGACAGCCCAGCCUGAGUGUAAGUCCUACACCCUGGGCGUGGCCUACAGAAACCUGGGCAAGUUUGACCAGCUCGGGAAAACUAACACAUCCUGGUGCCUCCAUGUCAACAACUGGUUACAGAACACCAUGUCAGCGAAACACAACAACAAGUCCAAACAGCUUGACGUGCCCAUCCCAGAGAGAAUAGGGGUGUAUCUGGACUAUGACAACCUGGUCCUGUCCUUCCACGAUGCUCAGACCAAACAACUACUCCACCAGUUCAAGGCCAAGUUUCAGCAGCCCGUCCUCCCUGCCUUCAUGACCUGGUGUGGAGGGUUGACCGUACAGACUGGACUGCAGGUCCCAAGUAACCUGGAGUUUAAGACAGUCCAGGAGUCUAAGAAAGUGUCCCCGGCCUCGUCAGAGCUGUCUGUGUUAGAAUAAUGUUGAUAGCGUUUCUUUGCAAUGCUUUUUAGGUACGAAAAUACAUGUAGUUUUAUCAGGUUGGUAGAACAUGGGAUGGUGGGAUUUUCUUACACAAAACCAGCACUUCUCUCACCUUGCUUGAAGGAGAUUCAAACUUGGGAUUGCCCUAUAGGCUAUAGCCAGUAGCAGGCUUAUAGAACUGGGGAUUUGGUGGUCUUCGGCUGUUUUCUGAUUAGUCCAAUUCUAAACCAGG